AUGAAAAAGCUUCCAACUCCACCUACCGUCAACUUAAGUGGAGAGGCUGUUCCAUACUCAACCUCACACACCCUCCUCGGACUGCGGCUAGAUGGCCCUCGCCUCUCCUGGGUAAAUCACAUCAGUUACCUCCGCACCUCCUGCAACAAACGCCUCGAUGUGAUGAAGCGAAUAGCUGGCAUCCGCUGGGGAGCCAGUCUUGUUUCUCUACAAGCAGAGAGUGGUAUUCCUCCACUGUCCACUCACAGACGGAUGACCUUGUGCCAACAAUACUACAGGAUACUGGGCCUGCCUGCCUCCCACCCCCUCUCUACCCUCCACUCCAACUCAGGGGUCGAUCAGCAAGCUCCUGUAUGGCUCCCCGCUGCCCGUCAGCCACUAAUAGUGCGUGCCCUGCUCAGCCUAACCAUCCUCCACUUACCACCACCACCUCCACAGCCUGUCAAUCCCUACUCACCUUUUCCUUCAUGGCUGGACGUCACCCAUAAUUUUGCUCUCCACGUUCCUGGGCUUCCUCCCAAACCAUCUGUGAGUGGAUUAGCAGCAGCUCACUUCCAACAGCUGGACCGGUCCAUUUAUCACCACCACCUCAAGAUCUACACCGAUGGCUCCAGAGAUGCUUCCCUGCCCUCCUCGGCAGCAGCUAUAUAUGACGCCAAUACAGCUAUCUGUAAGACAUGGAGGCUUCCUGAGUACACAGAUGUCCUUACCACGGAGCUCUUUGCCCUUCUCCAGGCCCUCAUCUACCUCCGCACCUCUCACCCGAAGUCCAUCGUGGUAAUUUACACCGACUCCCGCUCAUCUCUCUCUCUCCUCCUGUCCCGGCAGCCAUCCUCCGCCACAACCCUCGUCCACUCCAUCCAGAACAUCUUCCUCCAUCUCCUGAACACUGGGUGGGAUAUCACCUUCCAGUGGGUGCCUUCCCACAGCGGCAUCCGGGGGAUGCUGCUGCCAAGAUGGCCUUAACCCAUGUAAACAUUACCCCCCUACCCCUCCAGCUUCAUUCUGCCAAACGGCUCUUAUCUCGCCUCUGCCUCUCAUCCUGGGACUCUUCACUCAACAACGCACUCCGAGUCACCUCUAUGGGCCUUUACCGUAGCGACUCCUCUCCACAGCCUUGGGUCAGGAAACAGUCCCGCAUCCUAGAUGUAGCACUCACCCGCCUCAGUCUGGGCCACACAAGACUCACAGCACACCUGCAUCGCCUUGGUCUAUCACCGGACCCCUACUGCCCCUGGUGCAGGACGGUCGAGGAAACCAUCGAACACUUCCUCUUACACUGCCCCCGCUUCCACUCCCACCGUGUUGUGCUUCGUGAUCACCUUGCUGCCUUGGGUGUGUCUACCUUUGACCUGCCCACCCUACUGGCGGCGGCAGGCGUCUACUGCUCACACCAAGCUGCAGUUAUCCGCCUCACCUGCGUCUUCCUGAAGAAGUGUGGAGAACUACCCCGCCUGUGAUCACCUCACAGGCCGCCAUCAGGGCUCAUAGGAUCUGUGGGAUCGUUGAAGCCCAAAAACAACAACAACAAAAGACUGUAAUGUGGCAAUGUGGCUUGGUGAGGAAGAGGAACCUAAUUAAACUAACCUAAUCCAUCCUAGUAAUCUAUGGUUGGCUGGACAGAAAAACUGUCUUGCAGGAGAAGUUCAGCCAUCAAGUAACUGCAGAGAGAAAAAGAAAGGCAUGGGAAGAAAUAACUUGUGCUGUCAAUGCAGUUUCUCCUGUAGCAAGAGAGAGGAAGUGAAGAA
Molecule: messenger RNA, 1748 nt
Organism: Portunus trituberculatus (swimming crab)
Lineage: Eukaryota; Metazoa; Arthropoda; Malacostraca; Decapoda; Portunidae
Exons: 3
Coding region: 1-966 (321 amino acids)
Molecular function (GO): RNA-DNA hybrid ribonuclease activity; nucleic acid binding
Source: RefSeq, a predicted model, not a curated record